AUGAAUAUUGCAUGUGAUAAUGAAUGUACAUCGGGAUUAUUGGAUGAUAUUCAUUUGGAGAACAAUUUUGGUGAUGGUGAUUUCUACGAUUCCAGUAUAGCAUUUGAUAUUCAUCCGAUUUGUAGUGAUGAUUUUUUGUUGAAUGUUGAGGAAACGAUCACUUCAACAGAGAAUUUAAAUAAUUUAAACGAUUUUGUAUAUCUUGAUGGUCUUAAUAAUGGGUCGUUUUCAUGUGCUAGAACUUUGAAUUGGACGAAAAAUAGUCGCACCAAUACACAUAAAGCUGUUUCUCCUAUCAAAAAUGAUUUUGGAAAUGCUAAACAACUUGAUAUAGAUGAGUAUGCCGAUAUUCAAGAUUUUGUAUCUCGGAAAUUAGAUGUUCAUCGAAUAGAAUCACGUGGAAAUAUACCGAGUUUCAAAUCAUGUGGUCCAUGGAAGCAGAGGCGCGUUCAAAUCAAAACCAUUGGCGGUGAAUAUGAAGCGAAUGUUUGGGUUGCUGGUAAUCCACAUGGAAGAGCAAAUGUUUUGUCGUCUACAAUUGUAAAAAGUCAAAAGUCGUGCAAUGGAUCUUUGUUUCAUUGGGAUUUGAUCGAUUUAGAAGCAAACCACUCAAUGAAAGAAAUGCUGUCAAAAAUUCGUGAACCAAAUCUGACAUUGGCUGAAACUAAUAUAUCGAACAAUGAAACUCCUGUUAUCUCAAAUAGCGAGUUAAAUCUUGGUUUAAUUCGCUUCAGUCGUUCUUCUGAUCUAAUGCGAACUACAGAUAAAAAUGUUGAUGAUAAGCAUAAUGCUAAAAUUGAUCGUGAGAAAUUUCAAAAGGCUUCGAAUCGUUUAUGUGAAUUCAAGUUUUCAAAAAAUCGGCGAUCAAAUCCACAGAGAGUGGCGAAGUCAGUUCGAAUGAUAAAGUUACAUCGAGUUCAGGACAAUUUUUCCAGUGUCGAAAAGUCAUCUUUGAAGAAAGUUCCGUGUCCAUUUGAGAACUGCAACAAGCUGUUUAAAAAUUGUGCAGCUCUUCGAAAACACGUUAUAUUUCACAGACCUCCUUCUCAUGUUUGUCUUGACUGUGGUCGCGCGUUUGUCGAAAGAUCAAAAUUACGUCGUCACCAAUUAGUUCAUACAGGAGAAAAGCCUUUUCAGUGCAAUUUUGAAGGAUGUGGCAAACGAUUUUCACUUGAUUUUAACCUUAAAACGCAUCAACGAUUACAUUUUGGUGACAAGCCAUAUUUGUGUUCACACUGCGAGAAGACAUUUGCUCAGUCAACAAAUCUUAAGUCUCAUUUAAAAACACAUGCAAAAAGGAAAAGGUUUGGACUUGAUUUUAGGAGAGUUUCCUGA
This is a messenger RNA of Dracunculus medinensis (Guinea worm), 1335 nucleotides long. NCBI's taxonomy places the organism in Eukaryota, Metazoa, Nematoda, Chromadorea, Rhabditida, Dracunculidae. The record is from the annotation of a GenBank genome assembly.